UAAACAGAAAGACAAGGGCUCUGAAUUAUUCCUUAACUUCACAAAUAAGUAACAACUAUUUUCAUAAUAAAGGGUAAGAGUAGGAAAAAGUGUGGAAUUAAGUAGUCUGAUGAUAUCCAAUUUUUUGGAAACGAGAGCAAAGUUCUUAUCCUUUAAAACAAAUUAUAUUUUUUAAAAUUCAUUUACUUACUAGCUUACUUAUUUACUUAAGUACAUCCCCAAAAAUGGUUGAGCUGAAAGAAAUUUUAUGCUAUGCUUUGUUGUUUCUUAGAGUUACAGGAUCAACGAUGAGACAAAACUGGAAAAGACAAAAGCUUUGGAAUGUUCCACAACUUCCUUGCAUUCGAGUUCCUCCCUCCAUCUCUGACACUUCCUUACUAAAGAACCUCAACCGAGGGCAACAGCGCUACUUUUAUAGCAUUAUGAGGAUUUACAACGCCAGGUCCCAGUGGGAGGCCCUGCAGACCCGGUACAUUCAUAGCCUUCAGCACCAACAGCUGCUUGGCUAUAUUACUCAACGGGAAGCCUUGUCUUAUGCUCUUGUACUUACAGAUUCAACCAAGAGAGCUUCAGCCAAGGUAGUUCCUCAAAGAACCAUUCCCCGGAAAUCUUCAACCAUGAUAAGAAAAUGUCCAUCAGUACUACCUGUAUCUGUGGUUUUACCUAGGGCCCAAAGUAAAAGGUGCCGAACACUCAGGAACUGAGAUUAGGCAGCAUUUUCAGAAACAGGAAGUUUGCCCAUGUUCCUGUUUCCCUGUAUCUAGUGGGUGCUUAGCACAUAUUUCUUGAAUGACAGUGAAUAAUUUCUAAUAUAAACCCAGACCUAAAAAUAAUCUCUGAUUCAUAUAAAUAUCACCAGCAA
This is a messenger RNA of Sapajus apella (tufted capuchin), 862 nucleotides long. It is a transcript of the gene FAM216B, whose product is annotated as family with sequence similarity 216 member B. The transcript is spliced from 3 exons. The record is from RefSeq and is a predicted model, not a curated record. Lineage: Eukaryota; Metazoa; Chordata; Mammalia; Primates; Cebidae. Bases 225 to 704 code for a protein of 159 amino acids.